AUGGACAAUCCAGUGCUCGACGUUUCCCUGCAGGAAGAAGCAUUAGCAACAAAAUCCGACCAGGACAUCGCCGUACCCUCAGAAAAACCGAACGUUUCGACUACUGAAACCGACGCCCUGGAAAAUGAUGAAAAUAUCGUUGAUCUCGACGAGAAUGAACCAGAACAUCCUCUCAACUGGCCCCUGUGGCGGAAAUGGUCAAUCGUUAGCUGUACGGCAUUGAUGUUCAUGUUGGUUAACUUGGGAACCAUCACUAUCGUUCCAGCAGUGCCAAGAGUAAUGGAAGAGUUUCACGUUACAAAUGAGCUAUACUCAACUUUGCUCGUGUCCAUUUGGGAGCUUGGUGAAGUCUUUGGACCUUUCUUGGUGGGACCUUUGUCGGAGAUUUACGGUCGAAUGCCUGUAUAUCAUGUUGGAAAUAUCCUCUUUAUCCUAUGCCUUACAGGAGGGGCAUUGAGUACCAAUAUGUCCAUGCUUAUCGCUUUUCGUUUUCUAUGCGGACUGGUCGUUUGCUCGGUGACUUUAGGGCCCAGUAUCGUUGGGGAUCUCUUCAGAAAAGAAGAUCGAGGUACCGCCAUGUCAGUAGCUAUUGCCUUCCCACUACUAGGACCAUUUGCAGGGCCGGUCGUUGGUUCCUAUAUUACCGAAGCAAAAGGCUGGCGAUGGAGUAUCUGGAUUGUUGUGAUUGCCGUAGGAGCAGUAACUUGUUUUGGAUUUCUCACAUUUCGAGAAACAUACAAGGUGAAACUUGUGCAACGAAAAGUAGAGAGACUUCGCAAAAGUACUGGCAACGAAAAUUUGCGAUCCAAGUAUGGAAGUUCGGAGAAACAUGCGGAUUUGAAGGAUUCUUUGUUGCGGCCAAUCAAAAUGCUGUUCCUUUCACCAAUUGUGUUUAUCAUAUCUUUCUUCACGGCUCUGGUGUAUGGAAUCUCUUAUGUUAUUCUUACCACUCUCACUCCAAUCUUAGAGGAUAAUUACGGACUUGGCCAAGGUCCCGUGGGACUUGCAUUUUUGGGAAGAGCUGCUGGAAAUGUUAUAGCUAUGCUACUCUAUGCCAUGGUCUCCGACCGAUACAUCAAGUACAAAAAAUCACAAGAAGGACAUCUGAAACCCGAGCAUCGACUUCCCCUCAUGCUUCUGGGUGCCAUAGUUCUUCCCAUCGGUCUUUUUCUCUACGGUUGGUCUGCCGAAAAGCACGUUCAUUGGAUCGUUCCUAUUAUCGGUACUGCAAUCGUGGGCUUUAGUUUCAUCUUGGCAAUACUUCCCACAGAGAACUAUCUCGUCGAUGUACACGAACUACAUGCAGCUUCGGCAGUGGCUGUAUGCUGUAUACUUCGUGCUUUAUUUGCUGCCAUUCUACCGCUCGUUGGACCACCUCUGUAUAGCCGAUUGGGGCUCGGAUGGGGUAAUUCGUUGUUAGCUUUUAUUUGUAUCGCUUUCUUACCUGCACUUGUGGCGCUGAUGAUCUAUGGAGAAAGAAUGAGGAAGAAUUCUAGAUUCCGUUAG
Molecule: messenger RNA, 1506 nt
Organism: Botrytis deweyae
Lineage: Eukaryota; Fungi; Ascomycota; Leotiomycetes; Helotiales; Sclerotiniaceae
Exons: 3
Coding region: 1-1506 (501 amino acids)
Biological process (GO): transmembrane transport
Molecular function (GO): transmembrane transporter activity
Source: RefSeq, a predicted model, not a curated record